Molecule: messenger RNA, 935 nt
Organism: Tympanuchus pallidicinctus (lesser prairie-chicken)
Lineage: Eukaryota; Metazoa; Chordata; Aves; Galliformes; Phasianidae
Gene: FGFBP1
Product: fibroblast growth factor binding protein 1
Exons: 2
Coding region: 109-819 (236 amino acids)
Biological process (GO): cell-cell signaling
Molecular function (GO): growth factor binding
Source: RefSeq, a predicted model, not a curated record
CCGCACUGCCUUUACAAGCAGCUCCAGUCCUUCUGAGAGAGACGAGCUGCAUCCUGAGUGAAGUUUGGAUACCUCUGGCUCCUGGGCAAGGCAAAUAACGAGCAAAACAUGUGGAUUAAAAAUGUUGGACUCCUGUGUGUGUUGAUUCUUGUGUCCCAGAUGCUACUCACCAGCUGUGAAAGGCAGGAGAGAAGAAAGGGGAAACAAGGCAUAGAGCACGGUGGGAAAAAACAGACUGAAUCAAACCCAGAGAGAGAAAAAGGGCGGAAACCAAAAGGAGGAAAGGCAUCUCCUAAAGGCAAAUUUAAAUCCAAAGAAAAUGCUGACUGCACCUGGGCGGUGACCGACAUGAGUGCUGCAACUGUGCACAUUGAGUGCAGGAAUGGGGACAGUGCGUUCUGGUGUGAGUUCUCAGGGGACCCCUCCACCUGCCCACACUAUGCAGCAAAUCAGAAGUCCUACUGGAAGCAGGUCUCCCGCUCCCUGAAGAAGCAGAAGCAGAUCUGCCAAGACCCCAGGAGCAUGCUAAAAUCUAAAAUAUGCAGGAAAAGCCCACGAGGCGCUCACCUCAAGCUGACACGCUCAAGCCUCCUGGCAGCAGAGGGCCCUGCCAAAGAGCACCCAGCUCACCAUGCUGCAGAGGAUGCCCAGGUCCCAGCAGCUUCUGAGACUGGAAAACAGCCAGAACACAGCCCUCCAGACUGCGUGGAAGACGUAGAUUACAUUGAUCAGAAGAAGGUGGCUGAGGAAUACUGCCCAGAGAGUUUGCUGUCUUUAUGCAACUUCUUCAUCACCAUGGUGCAAGACAAAAAGUGCUGAGGAUGUGUUUGUAAAGUUCCGCAUCACAACAGUCUGAUCUCACCGAAAUUACUGCAAACUCCCAGGUUUUAUUCUCCUGUUAUAUAGUGUACAUAGGAAAAAAAAAAGACAUAAAA